Messenger RNA from Nannospalax galili (Upper Galilee mountains blind mole rat), 3194 nucleotides. RefSeq names its product copine 5 (gene Cpne5). The transcript has 22 exons. The record is from RefSeq and is a predicted model, not a curated record. Gene Ontology annotation, biological process: cellular response to calcium ion. The coding region runs from base 140 to 1972 and encodes 610 amino acids. Gene Ontology annotation, molecular function: calcium-dependent phospholipid binding. Gene Ontology annotation, cellular component: plasma membrane. NCBI's taxonomy places the organism in Eukaryota, Metazoa, Chordata, Mammalia, Rodentia, Spalacidae.
GCUCCUCUCCUCCCCUGGCUGCCCAGCUCCGGCUUCGGAGUUGGGGGAGAGCCGAGGGCUCAAGUCCCUCUGGAGGAGGCGUGAAUCGCGCAGGAAUAUUGACUAAUUUGGGGUGGGGUUCGGGGGGGGACGGUGGGCGAUGGAGCAGCCCGAGGACAUGGCGUCGCUCAGCGAGUUCGACUCCUUGGCGGGCAGCAUCCCUGCCACCAAGGUGGAGAUCACCGUGUCCUGCAGGAACCUCUUGGACAAAGACAUGUUUUCCAAGUCUGACCCACUAUGUGUCAUGUAUACUCAAGGAAUGGAGAACAAACAAUGGCGGGAGUUUGGGCGCACUGAGGUCAUCGACAACACACUAAACCCUGACUUUGUGCGCAAGUUCAUUGUGGACUACUUCUUUGAAGAGAAACAGAAUCUCCGUUUUGACCUAUACGACGUUGACUCCAAGAGCCCAGAUUUAUCCAAACAUGACUUCCUGGGCCAGGCCUUCUGUACCCUUGGAGAGAUUGUGGGGUCCUCUGGGAGCCGCCUAGAAAAGCCUCUCACGAUAGGAGCAUUCAGUUUGAACUCUCGAACAGGCAAACCCAUGCCAGCUGUGUCUAACGGAAGUGGUCUUUCGAUGGAAAGUUUGAGAGUCACUGGUCCGGAAGCUUCGGGUGGUGUCCCAGGAAAGAAGUGUGGCUCCAUCAUCCUAUCAGCUGAAGAACUCAGCAACUGCAGGGAUGUCGCCACAAUGCAGUUCUGUGCCAACAAGUUGGACAAGAAAGAUUUCUUCGGGAAAUCUGAUCCCUUCUUGGUGUUCUACAGGAGCAACGAAGAUGGAACGUUUACCAUCUGCCACAAGACCGAGGUCAUGAAGAACACCCUCAACCCAGUGUGGCAAACCUUCUCCAUCCCUGUGAGAGCCCUCUGCAACGGGGACUAUGACAGGACCAUCAAAGUAGAGGUGUACGACUGGGAUCGUGAUGGCAGCCAUGACUUCAUCGGGGAGUUCACCACCAGCUACCGGGAGCUGGCCCGUGGGCAGAGCCAGUUCAACAUCUACGAGGUGAUAAACCCAAAAAAGAAAAUGAAGAAAAAGAAAUAUGUGAAUUCUGGCACAGUCACCCUGCUUUCCUUUGCAGUAGAGUCAGAGUGCACCUUCCUGGACUACAUCAAAGGAGGGACCCAGAUCAACUUCACCGUGGCCAUUGACUUCACCGCCUCCAAUGGGAACCCCUCGCAGUCCACGUCCCUGCACUACAUGAGCCCCUACCAGCUGAAUGCCUAUGCGCUGGCGCUGACCGCCGUUGGGGAGAUUAUCCAACACUAUGACAGCGACAAGAUGUUCCCUGCCCUGGGCUUUGGGGCCAAGCUGCCACCGGAUGGCAGGGUGUCCCACGAGUUCCCACUGAACGGCAACCAGGAGAACCCCUCGUGCUGCGGCAUUGAUGGAAUCCUGGAGGCCUACCACAGCAGCCUGCGCACUGUGCAGCUCUACGGCCCCACCAACUUUGCCCCUGUUGUCACGCAUGUGGCCAGGAAUGCUGCAGCUGUUCAGGAUGGCUCCCAGUAUUCUGUGCUUCUCAUCAUCACCGAUGGUGUCAUCUCAGACAUGGCACAGACCAAGGAAGCCAUUGUGAACGCCGCCAAACUCCCUAUGUCCAUCAUCAUCGUAGGUGUGGGCCAGGCGGAGUUCGAUGCUAUGGUGGAGCUAGAUGGUGACGACGUGCGGAUAUCCUCCCGGGGGAAGCUGGCUGAGCGGGACAUUGUCCAGUUUGUGCCCUUCCGGGACUACGUGGACCGCACUGGCAACCAUGUGCUAAGCAUGGCCCGUCUGGCUCGGGAUGUGCUGGCCGAGAUCCCCGAUCAGCUGGUGUCCUACAUGAAAGCCCAGGGCAUCCGUCCACGCCCUCCUCCCACUGUCCCUGUGUCAUCGCUGCCGCAGUCUCCCGCUGGUUCUCCCUCUGGGUCCCCACUUCAUACACACAUCUGAGGCUGACUGUGCUGGCUGGGGAGUGGGGGGCUGGAGGGUGGGCAAAGGCCCCACUCUCCCAGAAGUGGCCUGCCCAGAUUCUGCUUAGGGGGGUUGACAAGGGGCAGGGCGUCUUAGCCUCUGCCUUCACUUCCCGCCAAAACCUAGGGACCUGGGGGGGAAUUAGUAGACAGAAGGGGUGCACAGGGUUCUGGGCUUAUGUGGGAUCUCCUAACCCACCCAGGGCGAUCCCAUUGCUUCCCUGUUCCUGGCUGGUUCUCCUCCUGCCCCGUUCUCCUCCCACCCUGGUGUUUAGUGUCCCUAUUCCUAUGAGUAAUCCCCUGCCCUGUUUCCAGCCAACCCCAAGGCUAGUGGGCCUUCAAGGAUAUGUGUGACCCUCCCAGGGACGCCAUUGAGUCCUGUGGGCCCAAUGGGACUGUCAUAGAUCCCAGGGCCCAGGCUGGGCUAGAAGUGGAGUCUUGUUAGCACAGAGCCCCUUCAGGAGCCUUGUAGGCCUAAUGGUAUGCUAGAAUGUUCUAAAUGCAAAUCUACAGGCUUUCUAUUUUGGAGCCCUACUUGUGGCUCUAGAGGUCUCCUGCUCACCCUAGAGGCCACAAACCUACCAGGCACAGGGCCAGCCCUUGUAUUCCCACUCUCUCCUGCCCUCAGCCCUCAGUGGCCUGGGACAGGAGCCAGAAACCCUAAGCCUGUCCCUCCCCACAACCCCGUGUAGGAACCCAAUGUAGCCUCUGCUCUCUGGGUCUCAGUGUCUGUGAUAACAAAGUUGAUCAGGUGGGCUGGUUUCCUCCAGUUGAGCCAUCUUAAGGGUCCAUACAUCCCACACCCAGCCUCCCCAUCCUCCUCUUCACCAGCACCACCCAUACCCAAGCUGUCUCGGCUCUGGGGUCACCCAGUAGCCUCCUGUCACCCCCUACACCCCCAGCCUUUUGUCCUUGAACUCUGGCGUCCGAGCUGGAGCUCUUGCCCCUGCUGUGGGAAGGUAGACAAGGGGCUGUCACAACCCAAGGUCACCCCACUGGCCGCCAUCCUUUGUCUUCUGGGGCAGGUCCUGCAUGUGUCCCUCCUGCCGCAUGGGGUCCCCGCCUGCCGUCUCCCGCCCCCAUUCGCCUCUCUCUGUCAUGCAUGGUGGUGGUGGUCUUACUACUGUUUGGUCCUGUGCCUGUCUCUGAGACUGUCUCUGUGGAACUUGCCUUAAACUGAAGUAAAUCUGGUUCUUUUAGUA